AUGAAAUCCGAACGUGGACAGAAGAAGGUCGGCAGAAUGUUGAAGACAGUACGCGAAAUCGAAUACGAUGAUAUCGAGAAUGCUUCGUUGAUCGGCCAGGUUUACUGCGGUAGGUUUUUCUAUAUUAAACUUGUAUUUUGAGUUACAGUAGAAUUUUAAGAUUUUUUAAAAUUUAAAAAAAAAUUAAAUUAACGUUUUUAUUAUAUAUUAGCCUCAAGGUUUUAAAUUUGUAUGAAAUUAGCAUUACUAUGCAGUAGAAAGCAGUCAUUUUAGAAUGGUAUGUACGAGAAGGCCCAGAAUGUUCGUACACAUACGACAGUUCCGCUUACUUUUACCCCAUUGUAGUCAAAAUCGACCAGGUCACAGAGAAUGGCAUUCCCAGGCCCAACAAAACCGAAUUACGAUCUCUUACCAAACGGCUGGAAAGUAAGUUUUUGCAAUUUUUUCAAAAAUUUUUUUGAGGAGUUUGGUCAAAAAGUGAAUAGAAUUCGUAAAAAUGGUCAGAAAAUUAUAAGAAAAUUGAAAAAAUGGCGAAACAAAGGUUGUAAAAGUGCUUUUUGACUUAUCUAGUGUAAUAUAUGUAUUGCAAAUUUUAAAAAUAAUUUUUUGGUGGGACAGUUGAAAAUUUUUUUACUGUAAUAUUACUUUUCAUAAGCUUUUACUAAGUAAAAUUUGUCUAUACUUUGACCACAAUUCUAUCUGGCCCACUGCCAUUUUACAAAAACAUAGAACAAAUCAAAAUUGUUAUGGAUAAUAUCUCCAAAACAGUCAAAACACAUAAAAAGCGAAGCCUAUCACAACACUUUUAGCUACUUUCUUGUUGUUUUGGCUAGCUGUUCUCAGCUAGUUUAAUAAUUUUGUUGCCAAGAAUAUAAUUGACUUUAUCUGAUUCGAAUAAUAUUAUGUUAUAGUCAGCGGAUAUGAUCAGUCGGACCACUUUGUUAAGCCAAAAUGUUGCCAGACAUAAAACAUAAUUCAGUCUAGCCACGUGAGAAUAUUUUUGAAACAAAAAGACGUAACAUAUUACAAUAAGCGGAUUCUUUCGGCUUCCGGUUAGGUCAUGGGCUAUGAUAAGGUCACGAUAGUAAGAUUUUUGCUUUAAGAGUACGUUUAGAAAAUAUUAGUACCGUAGGAGUACUGUGGUGGCAAGUAUGGUAAAUAGUUGACAGAACUUGGGUUUCAGCAUAGCUUUCAGAUCGUUGCGAACUGAAUUUUUAGUCUAGUCUAGGCCAAAAGACAAAAAAUACUAUUCCAGACAAAAAGUCAUGACUUUUUUUAGUAAACAUAGUACAAAUACGGUACUAAGUUAUACAGGGUGAUUCCAGACUAUGUUUACAACAAAAAAUAUCAGUAUGCACUUUUAUUUAAGAGUGCAAGCUUAUUGUAAACAAUUUUUAUGUUACAAAAUGCACUUUUAAUUGACCCUGUAAUUUAUGCACAAAAGCUAAGAGAACAUAAAGCACGAUAGUUGUUUACGAUUCUCUACAAUAAUAACUUUUGAAGAACCAAAAUGGUAAUGAAGUUGAGGUCGAUAAUCCUGGUGGAGAUCGGAAAUCAAUUUUGAGCAAAAUAUUAUUCAUUUCGAACUUAAUAAUAUUCACAUUGGGCGUUAAUGUUGAUUCUAAGGAGUUUUUGACCAAAGCAUGAUAAAAAAUUUUUAAAAAAAUUUUGAGUUUAUCGUGUGUGAAUAACAUGUUACUUACGCUUAAUAACAAUUUUUGUUUCAGAAACGCUAAAGCAAUGGCGAAUGAAAGAAGAGCUCGGGCUAGACGAGAUGCCGGAUGCCAUAUACGUACGAGUCGUCGCUGAAAUCAGUAAGUUAAAUCAUAUUUUAUGACAAUUAAAAAAAAAUGUUGUUUAAGCAUUUUUUGUUCAAAUGAUCCUGUGCUCCCCUCAAAGCAUACUUUUUAACUUAGGGGCACAGAAUUAUUUGAAAAACCUAACAUAUAUUUUUGAAUUCAAAUGAGACUAGGACUAAUGAAAAUACUUUCAGUAAUCAAAGCCAACGACGAAAUAGAUACGAUCGCGCGGUUCUUUGACAAAACGUAUAGCCAAAACUGUAAGUUUACAUUCUUAAGCUAUUUUAAGGCAUCAUAUGCUUAGAAUACCGCUUUAUACCAACGGCUAUAUAUUCUGUAGCAUGUAGUAGUUAAAUACAGUUAUAUAGUGUCUUUUUAAGUAUAAUAAUAGAUAUUUUCACUUUCAGGCCUAUCAAACUAA
Bursaphelenchus okinawaensis is the source of this 2220-nucleotide messenger RNA. The record is from the annotation of a GenBank genome assembly. NCBI's taxonomy places the organism in Eukaryota, Metazoa, Nematoda, Chromadorea, Rhabditida, Aphelenchoididae.